UGGCUGCUGCUUUCUAUUUUCUGCCGCGUCUGUUUCUGCAGCUGCUGAUUGUCAAUCAAAAGCACUUUGGCAGAAGGUCAGAAAGAAGACAGACGGACAAGGUCUUUCCGACAAAACUCCAACUCAACAUGAAGCUCUUUGCUGUGUUCCUGCUCUCGUUGCUCUGGCCUGCGUGCUGGUGCCGGAACGAGGAAGAGCGCCUGAUCAACUACCUGAUAAAGGAGCGCAACUACAACAAGGAACUGCGUCCCGUGGAGAGACAACAUGACGUGGUUGAUGUCUACCUUGCGCUCACCCUCUCAAACCUCAUCUCUUUGAAAGAAGUGGACGAGACCCUGCUCACCAACGUCUGGAUCGGCCACUCGUGGAAGGACUACCGGCUGUCGUGGAACACCAGCGAGUUUGACGGCAUCAGUAUGCUGCGCCUGCCGACCAACUUGGUGUGGCUGCCUGAGAUCGUGCUGGAAAACAAUAACGACGCCCAGUUUCAGGUGGCCUACUAUUGCAACGUGCUGGUUACCAACGAAGGGGAGUGCACCUGGUUACCACCCGCCAUCUUCCGCUCGUCCUGCUCUAUCAACGUCAACUAUUUCCCCUUCGACUGGCAGAAUUGCACCCUCAAGUUCACCUCUCUGACGUACAAUGCCAAAGAGAUCCAAAUGCUCCUGAGCACAGACAGCGACGAUGACGGCAACACGUGGACGGUCGAGUGGAUCAUCAUUGACCCGGCCAGCUGGACGGAGAACGGCGAGUGGGAGGUGAUCCAUCGCCCGGCCAAGAGGAACACAUACAAACACAUUCCCAUGGAGAGCAACAAGCACCAAGACAUCACCUUCUACCUCAUCAUCAAACGCAAGCCGCUCUUCUACAUCGUCAACAUCAUCAUCCCCUGCGUGCUCAUCUCCUUUCUGGCCUCGCUCGUCUAUUACCUGCCCGCAGACAGUGGCGAGAAGAUGACUUUGUCCAUCUCCGUGCUACUCGCUCAGUCUGUCUUCCUGCUGCUGAUCUCUCAAAGGCUUCCGGAGACUUCCAUCUCUGUUCCGCUUAUUGUCAAGUACCUGAUGUUCAUCAUGGUACUGGUGACAGUGGUGGUCUUGAACUGCGUGGUGGUCCUCAACUUGCACUUCAGGAGCCCAAGCACGCACAUCAUGUCCGAGUGGACUAAGAGGUUGUUCCUGGAACGUCUUCCCCGUCUCCUGCUCAUGUCCCGGCCAGCCGAGUCUGAGCCGAAUUGGGACAGCGGCAUGCAGCGGCGCUCCAGCUCAGCGGGCUACAUCGCGUCGGCAGAGGAGUACUACAGCGUAAAAUCCCGCAGUGACUUAAUGUUUGAGAAGCAGUCGGUGAGACACGGACUCAUAACUCGGCCUACCCAUGCCACAGUGAAAAAGGUACAGGAGGAUGGUGGAGCCACCGAGCAGCUGUAUGGGGAAAUCAAGCCGGCGGUGGACGGUGCAAACUACAUCAUCAAACACAUGCGCAAUAAGAAUGACUACAAUGAGGAGAAGGACAACUGGAGCGGCAUCGCUCGCACUGUGGACCGGCUCUGCCUGUUCCUCAUUACCCCAGUCAUGACCUUGGGCACCAUCAUCAUCUUCCUUAUGGGCCUCUACAACCACCCACCACCGCUGCCCUUCGAUGGGGACACUCACAACUACAGGGAGGACAACGUGCGGCUGCUGUGAAGUGUGCGUGCACACACACGUACACACACACACACACACACACACACACAUAUAUUCAACAAAUAUUCAGCUUUCUUUGACUUGUGUGGGGUUUUGCCUUUUUGUUUGAGGUGAAAAAAUAAUAAUAAAAAAUAUUUAAAAGAAAUAAUUUUAAAAAUAUUUUUUCUCACUGAUCUAAAAUGCCAAGGACAUGACUUCAGUCUCGCUGCCUCUCACAGAUCAGUCUUGGUAGUACAGCAGCACUUUGAUUUUUGGGGCGUGUUGCCAACUUGUGAUUGGCAUUUAAGAUCAAAAAACAAAAAGUCAAUUUUUAUGUAUUUUAUUCUCUUGUUUCAAUAAGUAGCAACAUACUUUUUUUUAUUGUCUAUCAGCGUCUUUUAUAUAUAUAUAUUACUCUUAUGUAGCCUAAGCUCCAUUUUUUUACAUGUAUGCUGAAAUAGGAUGUUCUUCCCUCAUCAUAUUAUUUAAAUAUUAUCUCCCAUUUGCAAAAUUAGCAACUUUUUAAUUCAUGUAGCGUUGUUAUUGGAUACGGAACGUAGUCCUUGGAAAAUUGUAGCGCUUCCGCUCAUAAACUUAGCAUACCUCUGUCUUAGGACACUAGACAGGAAGUCAAGGUUUAGCCUUUCAAUGACUUUUUUGUCCGUGUCAUUCUCUUUCUUGGCUUGGCUCUUGGAGUCGUCGUCUUCUGGUGUCUUCUGCGAUUUGCGCAACAUCCUCACUAAACAAAAGACCACAGCGCAGUCAGGAUCCAAUUAGCUGUCCCUUCCACAUCAUCGUUAGCUUAGCUUGGCUCACUCACUUUUCCAGACCAAGAAUCCAAUUAUGGAGACAGACGCGAUCAGCAAGACACCGAUCAAGAUGAUUAUACCGAUCAGCGUUGGAAGCUUUGAGUCUAGUGGGGGGUAGAACCGUGUUGGUAUUGUUAUUUGAACUGUCACUAAUAUUCCAUAUGACAGAAACCCUGCAAUGGGUCACAGGCGAUGUAAUCACCUGGUAGGACAAUGACAUCCGUCUGCGUGACGUAGGUGACUUGAGACGUCCGAACCUCACAGGUGUAAGUGCCCUGGUGGUCAGGAACUACAUUGGGUAGCUUGAGGUGCCGCCAAGCAGAGCGUCCAUCCAUCACGUGGAUCUUCCAGUCCUCCGAGAGCGUCAGGUGGUGUUGCAUGCCACUCACCUUCAUCGAUAGGAUGUGCUCCGAACGACGGAACCUCCAGAUCAGGUCAAAGGUUUGGA
Syngnathus typhle (broad-nosed pipefish) is the source of this 2918-nucleotide messenger RNA. RefSeq names its product cholinergic receptor, nicotinic, delta (muscle) (gene chrnd). The coding region runs from base 129 to 1682 and encodes 517 amino acids. The transcript is spliced from 12 exons. NCBI's taxonomy places the organism in Eukaryota, Metazoa, Chordata, Actinopteri, Syngnathiformes, Syngnathidae. Gene Ontology annotation, molecular function: transmembrane signaling receptor activity; acetylcholine-gated monoatomic cation-selective channel activity. The record is from RefSeq and is a predicted model, not a curated record. Gene Ontology annotation, biological process: chemical synaptic transmission; nervous system process; monoatomic ion transmembrane transport. Gene Ontology annotation, cellular component: synapse; neuron projection; postsynaptic membrane.